Messenger RNA from Alternaria conjuncta, 687 nucleotides. RefSeq lists its product as uncharacterized. The record is from RefSeq and is a predicted model, not a curated record. Gene Ontology annotation, biological process: mRNA splicing, via spliceosome. The coding region runs from base 1 to 687 and encodes 228 amino acids. The transcript has 2 exons. Gene Ontology annotation, cellular component: U2-type catalytic step 1 spliceosome. Lineage: Eukaryota; Fungi; Ascomycota; Dothideomycetes; Pleosporales; Pleosporaceae.
AUGGCCGAGCGCAAGACCCUCCAAAAGUACUAUCCUGCCGACUUUGACCCAGCAAAGCUAGUGCGCUCAAAGAAAUCCUCAACUCCCACGCGCACCGUCGUAAACUUCGCCUGCCCCUUCCGCAGCAUGCGCUGCCUGACCUGCGGCCACUACACCACCAAAGGCAAAGUCUUCCGCAACAGCCCCAAACACAUCGCGCCUGAAACCUACCUCGGCGUAAAGAUUAUCACAUUACACUGCAAAUGUCCUGGCUGCACCGCACAAAUCAUCAUCGAAACCGACCCCAAGAACAUGGAUUAUAGGAUUCGCUUAAAUCGUCUUGAAGUUGAGGAACUUGAAGGAGGCGAUGAGAAAGCGACUAUGGAGAUGCUGGAACGAAAGACUGAGGAUGCGAGGGUUGAGGGCGCUGUUGCUGAUGCGUUGGAUGAGAUUAGAGCGGCGAAUGCACGGAGAGGGGGCGUUGAUAAGGGGUGUAGCGCGGCUAUCCUUGCACCGUCGAGGGAAGUUGAGGAUGCGGAAGAUGCGGAGAUUGCGAGGGCUGUUUUUAGGGGGACGAAGAGAUGUUCGCUGGAUUCUGAAUCACGUGGAGGGUCGCUGAACGUGGAGUUCUCAGUGUCUAGGCCGGCGAAGAAGGCCAAGAAGGAUUUUGCGAAGACGUUAGGUAUUAAGAGGAAGGUAGAUGUUUAA